GUUCCAGCAACAUUUUCUAUUUCUGAAACAACUCGGCAGGUAACAAAUUCAGGAUUUAUGUCAAGACUUUUUAUUCAAAUUCAAGAAUAUCUCGGAUUCAGUUAUGAAUUAAAUACUGCUCCUUAUGCUGAAAGAAAUAACCUUCUGAAAAAUAAUACGGUGGACAUUGCAGUGCCUGUUGGGCAGAGAUUUGAAAGACUUCAAUAUAUGGAUUUCUCUCAAUGUUACGUAAUUGACAGGGUUCUCUUUUUUAUUAGAAAACCUUUAGAAUUGUCGAAAAUUACUGCGAUACUUCGUCCAUUUUUCUUUCAAGUCUGGAUAGCAAUUUUCGUUGCAUUUAUAAUUUGCUUAAUUACAUUUUCCCUGCUUUUUUGGAUGGAUUCUAAAUUACAAGAUAGAAGAAAAUUAACAAUCUAUAACGUAGCUUGGGCGCUUUUUGGAUCAUUUGCACAAAAAGGAAGUGACGUAUUUGUACCUUCCGGUCAGAGUUGCAGAAUUCUUGUCACCGGAUGGGUUCUAGCAUUAUAUGUCAUUACUGCCAGUUAUGCUGGUGCAUUAAUGUCUUUCAUUACGUUUCCUGGUUUUGAACCUGUUCCCCGAACUUAUUCCGAAUUACUAAAAAUGGCCGAUAAUGGUGACUAUGUUGUAGGAGUAGGAUACAAUGAAAUAAUUUUUAAGUUUAUUGAAAGCGCUACAGGUAGCGACGCUUUACGUUGGAAGCGAUUACUUAAAUCAAACAAACUUGAAAAUGUUGCGUUCAACAAACACGUAAUACCUCGUGUAAUGAACGAGAAAUUUGCAUAUAUAUUCUACGAAGCGCCUAUUGAAAUGCUCCUCAGCCGUUACGGUUCAGAAAAUUUUCUAAUUUCUAAAGAUGGAUUAUUUACUAUCAACAUAGGAUUUGGUAUGUCGAAAAGCUUUCCUUACAAGAGAGAAUUAAAUAAAGCGUAA
Centruroides sculpturatus (bark scorpion) is the source of this 951-nucleotide messenger RNA. Its product is annotated as glutamate receptor ionotropic, delta-1-like. Gene Ontology annotation, molecular function: ligand-gated monoatomic ion channel activity. The transcript is spliced from 6 exons. Gene Ontology annotation, cellular component: membrane. The annotation marks the transcript as partial. The record is from RefSeq and is a predicted model, not a curated record. NCBI's taxonomy places the organism in Eukaryota, Metazoa, Arthropoda, Arachnida, Scorpiones, Buthidae.